GUCUACGUCUUUGCAUCGUCGCCAUCAGCUGUGACACUCGAACACCUCUCGCAGACGCAUCCGAUCCCGUCAUCCCGUCCGGCAUUUCGCCACCAAUGGCGCGAGUGCUUACGCGGUGAGGCAAAUCUACCGCGGCGCGUGCCCCUCUGCGUGCGUCCUUCCCCCGGUGUCACAGCAUGGCCGUCCAGUGCGCGUUCGCGCCCUUCACAUGUUCGAGGGAAUGCCCGGCCGGAGAACCUGCGCAGGGUGCACGCGCGGAUGGCCGUCGCGCAGGCGCAGGCAGCAACGUCGACAAUCUCCAUCUCUGGUGUGGACUGAUGUCGUGGGCCUUGGCGCCACGUUCAGUUCAGGUCCGAGCUGGUCGGCGCACAGGCCUACUUUUGCUCCUGCUUGCUGUGCUGCCUCCGGUGUGCCUUGAGAUGACGGGGCUUCUCAUGGUAGUUGACGCGGCAAUAGGAUGGCUGGUGCAAACCAUCCUUGGGAGCUUCUUCACUGAACAGAUUGAAGCCUGGGCUCGUGAAAUUGGGCUUGCUGAAGAUGUGGAGAAGCUCAAAUUUGAGAUGAGAAACGUGGAGAUGGUUCUUGCUGCUGCCGAGGGAAGGAGGAUUGAAAACAAGCCUCUGGCACGUUCACUGGAUGAUCUCAAAGAGCUGCUUUAUGACUCGGAGGACGUGAUGGACGAGCUCGAUUACUACCGACUCCAGCAGCAGAUCGAAGAAGGGAAAGGUUGUAGUGCUCCUAGUGGUGUUAAUCCUGAGGGAAGCUACGUGUCCUCAUCAGCUCCAUCUUCUGCUUAUGAAUUAGUAUGCAGUGCCACAAGACAAAUGACUAGUUGGGCCUCAUGCAGCAGAAAAAGGAAGCGUGAAGAGGAGGGGCCAGCUCAAAGUACUAUGCUGACUUCUGAGAUUAAACAUGACAUUUCUCAGAGGAUCAACGGAAUAGUGAAAGGUUUAUGCACUAUUGGCAGUUCCGUGCAGAGAGUUCUUCAGCUUGAGGUCUCGCGCCCCACUGCAACAUCACUUGAGAGUCAGAAUAUUUCCAAUAAUGCUCGGCUGACAACUUCUGUUCCAGUUGAAGUUAAGAUGUAUGGGAGGGAGUCAGAGCGAGACAAGAUAAUAGAGCUGUUGACAGAGGGGGGUUCUAGUGAUCUGAAUGUUUUGCCGGUGGUUGGCAUUGGUGGUGUUGGGAAGACAACUCUUGCUAGAUUUGUAUGCAAGGACCAAAGAAUUAGAGAUCAUUUUGAUCUGCAAAUGUGGGUUUGUGUAUCCACUGACUUCAAUGAAGUGAGGAUAACACGUGAGAUCCUAGAGCAUGUAUGUGAAAAUAGACAAGAAUAUGAAAAUAUAAGCAAUUUCAAUGUACUGCAGAAGAACCUUUUGAAGAAUAUCAGAAACAAAAGAUUUCUGCUCGUAUUGGAUGACAUGUGGGAAGACAAGGACAGGAAUGGAUGGAUUAAACUCUUGGCUCCAUUGAAAGGUAAUCAAGCAAGUGGUUGCAUGAUACUAGCAACAACUAGAAUGAAUUCAGUUGCAAAAAUGAUACAAACGAUGGAUGAAGUCAAAUUGAGUGGCCUGAAUGAAAAGGAGUUUUGGCUGUUAUUCAAGGCAUGUGCAUUUGGUAACGAGAACUACGAGGGUGAUCCUGGUUUGCAGUCUAUUGGGAAACAGAUUGUGAAAGCACUAAAGGGCUGCCCACUAGCCGCACAAAGUGUUGGUGCACUUUUGAACACAAGUGUUAGUGAUAAGCAUUGGAGGGCAGUUCGGGACAAAUGGAGAUCUCUUCAACAAGAUGCUAAUGAUAUUUUACCCGUCUUGAAGCUUAGUUAUGAUUAUCUUCCAGUCUACCUUCAACGCUGUUUCUCGUACUGCUCUUUAUUUCCAGAGGACAAACGUCUUCAUGGGAAAGAAUUGGUCCGUGCUUGGGUAUCACAGAAUUUUGUGCAGUGUGAAGACCCUACGAUGAAAUUGGAGGAAACAGGGCGGCGAUAUUUGGAUAGAUUAGUUGAUUUGUGCUUCUUCCAAAAGGUUGGCUCACGUUAUGUUAUGCAUGAUCUAAUGCAUGAAUUGGCAGGGAAAGUUUCAUCAAAUGAGUGUGCAACUGUACAUGGAUUGAAACAUGAGGAAAUUCGACCAAGUGUUCGCCAUUUGUCAAUCAUAACUACUGCUUUUGAUAAAGAUAAAGCUGGCAGUUUUCCUAUUGAGAAGUUUGAUGAAAUACUUCAGAAGGUUGGACCUUUGCAAAAAUUGAGGACUUUGAUGUUGUUUGGGCGAAGCAGCAUACAUUUAUUAGGGUCCUUGCGUACUUUAUGCAAGAAGGCAAAAUGUUUGCGGUUCCUAAGAAUUUAUGUGACAGAUGCUGACAUCAGCUCUAUACACAGUUUGUUAAAUCCAUACCAUCUUCGCUAUCUUGAAUAUAUUCCUGUUGUCAUUACACCCAGAUCGUCUAGAGUCUACAACAACACUGUGUUUCCUCAGGCAUUGACAAGAUUUUAUCACCUUCAAGUAUGGAAUGUGGGUAUUUCAGGCAAUUUUUCUGUGCCUACUGAUAUGCAUAAUCUUGUUAAUUUGCGCCAUCUUAUUUCUCAUGAAAAAGUGCAUCAGGCAAUAGCCUGUGUUGGAAACAUGACCUCUCUUCAGGAACUAAGUUUCAAGGUUCGAAAUGGUGGUAGUUUUGAGAUAAGAGAACUUCAGUCCCUGAAUGAACUUGUACUACUUGAAAUUUCUCAACUUGAAAAUGUGAAGACUAAAGAAGAGGCUAGUGGGGCCAGGCUAUUAGACAAAGAGUAUCUAGAAACAUUAUCCUUGUCAUGGCAAGAUAACAGCACGAGCCUUCAGACAGAGGCAGCAAAGGAUGUGCUGGAAGGUCUUCAAGCACAUCAGGACCUCAAAACUCUAAAAAUAACUGGAUACGGUGGUGCUACCUCCCCAACCUGGCUUUCUAAUACUUCCUCAGUUACCUUGCUGCAGAUACUUCAUCUAGAGAAGUGCAGUGAAUGGAAAAUUCUUCCAACUCCUGCAAUGCUUCCUUUCCUUAGGAAGCUGACAUUGAUCAGAAUGUUGAAUUUAACGGAAAUCUCAGUUCCUUCCUUGGAAGAGUUGAUCUUGAUUGAUAUGCCAAAACUGGACAAAUGUAUUGGUUCUUAUGGAAUGGAAUUGACUUCCCAUCUAAGGGUGUUGAUGAUCAAGAACUGUCCUCAACUGAAUGAGUGCACUCUUUUCCAGAGUUACUCUUCUUUCAACACUGAGCAGAAGUCAUGGUUUCCAUCUCUCAGGAAACUCUCCAUCGGGCAGUGUCCUCAUAUAUUAAACAACUGGCCAAUCCUUCCACUAAGAGAAAUGGAGGUGCUCAAGGAGUUGGAGUUGAUGGACCUACAUGUUGUCAGAGUCUCAGUUUCUUCUCUGGAGAAGUUGGUGUUGACUAAAAUGACAAGCCUGGUAUUUUGCAGCAGUCUAACCUCCCAAGGAGAUCAAAUGGGAUUGCCAUCUAGUCUGCGUAGACUUACCAUCCAUGAUUGCCCUUGUUUGAUAGUGUCACACCCUCUUCCGCCUUCUGCUUUGAUUUCUGAGUUGUCCAUCAGGGGAGCUCUGAGACUUGCAAGAAUGAGUAUAAAGCAUAGAUGGUUCUCUAUCGAAUCUAAUGAGUUGAGUGUGCUAGAUGACAGUAUCCUGGCAUUCAGUAACCUUGGGGGCAUAACAUCGUUUGGAAUAAGAAACUGCCAAAAUCUGAUCUCUCUUUCAAGUAAAGCUUUCAGCCAGCUCAUUGCUUUAGAGUCCUUGGAUAUACGCAACUGCCCUAAUCUGACUAUGUCAAACAUUAUGCCAGAGGUUGUCCUCUCAUCUCUCAAACGUGUCUACAUUGACAGAUGUGGCAUAACUGGGAGGUGGCUAUCUCAACUGCUUUCACAUUCACCGCCCCUUGAGGAGUUACAAUUAAGGGACUGUCCGCAGAUAAAGUUUCUAUCAAUCAGUCAACCUACAGAAACGGAAGGAACCAGCAGUUUGGCUUCAGCAGUGAUGACCUUGGCCCAAGAUGAACAUGAAUUGAAACUUCCAUAUAAUCUCCUAUGUUCUCUCAAGGUGCUAUGGAUUCAGCAAAGCUUGGAUCUGAAGUUCUUUGGGGGUAAUAGAGAUUCUACAAGAUUCACCUCUCUUAGGGAGCUAGUCCUUUGUGGUUGCCCCGAGCUGGUCUCAUCGUUGGUGGGUGAAACGAAAGAUGAUGGUACCGUGGAAGUUGGAUUACUCCCUCCAUCACUUGAAGACCUUACUAUCACUCCUCUCCCAAGAAACUUGCAGUCCUUCACUCCUCAAGGCCUUCUCCACCUCAAAAAGCUAAGUCUAUCAGAUAGCCCAUGUUUGAAGUCUGUACAGCUGCAUUCUUGUACGGCUCUACAGGAGCUGCAAAUCUGGCGCUGUGGUAAGCUGGCUGUACUGGAGGGCUUGCAGUUCCUGACCUCCAUUCGAAGCUUGGAUAUCUGGUUGAAUCCCGAACUGUCUUCUGCAUGGGAGUUCAAACUGCAGGAGCAAGAACAAGGUGGCAAUCAAAUUCAGCUGCUUCCUCCGUCACUUGAUGAACUUGAGAUUUGUGCUCUCACAGAUAGGGUCCAGUCCUGUCUCUUGACCUGCCUCCCUGCCAUCACCAAAUUAGCAAUACGGCACAGUCCAGAAUUGACGUCUCUACAGCUGGGAUGUUGCACGGCACUGAAAGAGUUGGAAAUUCGACACCACAACUCACUUGUGUCGAUCGAGGGCCUCCAGUUCUGUAGAAACCUGACAUCCUUGAAAGUAUUUAACCCCCCUGGCCUAGCUUCCUGUUUGGAGCUUGUGUCGCAUCAGCAAGGGGCCUCUGAGAUCUGGUCCAGACUGGAAACUCUUGAGAUUGAUGACGCAUCUGUCCUUUCCAUGCCCUUAUGCAAACAGCUCACAUCUCUAACACACCUAGAGUUUUGUUCUCGGAGUGUUGAACAGAGAGAGAGCUUUGUGAACCUAACAGGGGAACAAGAGAGAGGGUUACAACUUCUAACCUCCCUUCAAGAACUUCGAUUUCGGCAUUACCCGAAUCUCUUGUCACUUCCUGAAAACCUGCACAGCCUGACCUCCCUUGAGAGGUUAUCUAUAUGUCAUUGUCAGAGCAUCACAAGGCUGCCAGACAUGGGCCUCCCACCAUCACUCAGGGACCUUGUGUUAUUUUAUUGCAGUGAGGAGCUAGGCAUGCACGGCAGAAUUGUAGCAACAGAGAAGCUAAAGGUCACGAUUGAUUAUCAGUAUGCGAAUUAAUCACCAGUGUUUACUUCUAAGAUUGCAGCCAUCCGAGAUGUUGUACAUAUUUCUGUGCUCCCUGUCACCAGCACAUUUUUGUUCAAGCAUCAUUCACCCCUUUGACUUUCCACAAGCUACUCUAGCUGCAUGAUGGAUGGACCAAGGAAACCAUGUUGAGAGUGGCAACUCUUUUUGUUUAUCAGGGGCAUUAUGACCUUUCGCUUAUUCUUGUGUCUUCUAGUUGCUGGCUGGCUGUGAGCUAUGCCAUAUCAACUGGCCGUGAGUGCAAGCCUUACCAUGGGGUUUGUUAUUCAGUGAAACCACACAGCAGAUCAUUGGAACCAACCUCACAUGGUAUGCUUGAUGUUGCCAUGUUACAUCAUGGCAUUUGGAAUCUGUGGCCAACCAGGACUACACAUUAAUUUGCUGGUUGCCUGGCUCUACUGUUUCGGGUACAUUCGAUUGAUUAUCAUCACCUUCAUUAACACGUGUACGUUGGCAGUUGGGCCAUGCCCAUGAAUCACCCAGGCAGAUAGCGUUUCAACGAGGCACUUUUCCAAAGGCCGAGACAGUUCUCUUCAACUUGAGUGUCCAGAAGGCAAAAGAUGAUGGCAAUGGCGAUUUCUACUUUGGCCUGCAGAACCUCGUGUCCCUUCGGCAGGUCACUGUGGGAAUCGACCGUCAUGGUGUCACACUUGCGGAUGUGAAGGAGGCGGUGGCUGCAUCGAGGCGCGCAGUCAAUGUCCAUCCCCAGCGUCCCAUCAUCAUCUUUGAUAUUAGGCCACUUAUACAACAUGACGAGGCACAUAAGGCAAAGGAGUUGCAUCCCGAGUUCAUCAUCGACGAAGAGCUGAUCGGGGAGCAAAGGAAACUCCCUGAAAAUUUUCAGAAAUUUCGUUCACAAACUACAAGUUGGGAUUCAACAUCCAGAAUUUAAAUUGGCUCUGUCGUAGGGCCGAGCGUGUGAAUCUUUUGUUUUCUGUAAGCACGGGAACGCCAACCCACCGUGCCUAGUGAAAUGCGAAAUCUCUCCUCUCUUUUUUUUCUUGCCUCGAAGUUGUUGUCAUUUGGGUUAUUUUCUUUUUCUUUUCACAGAAGUCAUUUUUGUAUAUCUGCUAGACGGUUUCUCUACUUUGGAGAUUUGUACUUGACUGGUACAGACCGUCGCGUAGUAUAUCUGAGAGACAAGAGAGGAGUUCAGAGUUA
This is a messenger RNA of Triticum urartu, 6461 nucleotides long. RefSeq lists its product as uncharacterized. Gene Ontology annotation, molecular function: ADP binding. Lineage: Eukaryota; Viridiplantae; Streptophyta; Magnoliopsida; Poales; Poaceae. The record is from RefSeq and is a predicted model, not a curated record.